AUGGUCAACUCUCAAAGUCUGCCAUGGCAAGACAUUGCUACCAGAAAGCACAAGGAGAUCUUCGAUGCCAUUCCUUCAGCAUGGAUAGCUGAUAAGCAUCUGCUUCGUGGCCAUAAUUUUAUGAAUCUGCCGAAGAAAUGCCCGUCAAUCAUGUCGAAGGAGGAGCUUUUCAUCACUGAACAACGAGCUGUAGAUAUCCUAUCUCGCAUCCGAGCCAGGACAUGGACCUCUCAUCAAGUGACCCUCGCUUUCUGCAAACGAGCUGCUCUCGCACAUCAAGCCACCAAUUGUCUUGCACUUGUAAUGUUUGACUCCGCUCUCCAACGAGCGAAGGAAUUGGAUGAUUACAUGCUGAAGCACAACAAACCAAUUGGACCACUCCAUGGCCUUCCCAUCUCAGUCAAAGAGCACAUCUACCUCCAAAACACACCAGCAACCUCUGGCUUGAUUUCCUGGGCGGAUGCACCUAGUCUAGGAGACGCCUUGAUCUGCAAAGUGUUUAGAGAAGCAGGAGCGGUCUUUCACGUCAAGACCACGAAUCCACAAACACUUAUGGCCUUGGAAACACACAGCAAUCUCUUCGGCCGCACGACAAAUCCUUAUAAUACCGAUCUCACCUCUGGAGGAAGCUCAGGAGGCGAGUCGGCACUGGUGGCUAUGCGAGGCUCGCCCCUUGGUAUCGGUACAGACAUUGGCGGCAGUAUCCGCGGGCCCAGUGGCUUCUGUGGCGGUUGGGGCUUGAAGUGCAGCGUAGCACGUAUCCCUCACUCAGGACUCAGCGGCCUGCACUCUGGCAUGGAAAACAUCAUUGGUUGUGUGGGACCCAUGGCCAACUCACUCGCCGAUCUACGGCUCUUCUGCAAAGUGGCCUUGGACGCACAGCCCUGGGACUUCGAACCUAGUCUCAUCGACUUGCCAUGGCGAAGCGUAACUCCUCAAACACUGCCCAAGAAACUCAGGAUAGGAGUGUUAUGGCAUGAUGGCGAAGUAGCUCCUCACCCACCCAUUCAGCGUGCCCUCAAAGCAACAGUCUGCAAACUCCGAGCUCAAGGACACGAGAUAGUGAAUUGGGACCCAAGUCUCCACGCCUCAUUGCUCAAAUGGAUCAACACCGCAUACUUCCUCGACGGCGGCGAAGAAUACAAAAACACUCUGUUGCAAGAAUCUGACCCUGCAGUGCCCAUGAUCCAAUGGCUUCUCUACAGCACAACACCAAAACGCCACACUGUUGAGCAGACCUGGGAACUCAAUAGCCUACGCGAUAAGUUGCGCACGCAGUUCUCUCUUCAAUGGCGGGAAGCAGAUAUAGAUGCUUUGCUGUGUCCUGUAAACGCUUCUGUAGCGUCUGCUCACGAUGAAAGCAAGUACUGGGGUUAUACUGCUGUUUUCAAUGCUACGGAUCUGCCGGGCGUGGUGUUCCCAGUAACUAAAGUUUUGGAGACUGAUACUUGGGCUAAGGAUACACCGGCAGUCAAGGGUGACAAGGAUGCCAUGUAUAGAAGAUUUUGGGAUGAGGGUGGCCCGCAGAAGUAUAGGGAUGCACCGGUGAACCUGCAGUUGGUGGGAAAGAGGUUGAGGGAGGAGAGGUUAUUGGCUAUUGCUGAGGUUGUGGAGGGAAUAAUCAGAGGUGUCGGUGAUGAAAGANNAAACGAUAAGGCGGCCAAGCGUGUUGAAAGGACGGAAACGAUUCAGAGUCGAUUGUAG
Messenger RNA from Aureobasidium vineae, 1704 nucleotides. The record is from the annotation of a GenBank genome assembly. NCBI's taxonomy places the organism in Eukaryota, Fungi, Ascomycota, Dothideomycetes, Dothideales, Saccotheciaceae.